Messenger RNA from Temnothorax curvispinosus, 1519 nucleotides. Its product is annotated as bridging integrator 3-like. Gene Ontology annotation, molecular function: protein binding; lipid binding. The record is from RefSeq and is a predicted model, not a curated record. The transcript has 4 exons. Lineage: Eukaryota; Metazoa; Arthropoda; Insecta; Hymenoptera; Formicidae. Gene Ontology annotation, biological process: plasma membrane tubulation; endocytosis; actin cortical patch localization. The coding region runs from base 667 to 1464 and encodes 265 amino acids. Gene Ontology annotation, cellular component: cytoplasm; actin cortical patch.
GUUGAUCAACAAUCAGUGAAUCAGGGCCUCUCACGAAAUAAUGGCGUACUUCUUUACUUCUUUCUCUUAUUCUUCUUUAGUAAGAAACGCCGAUAUUAUAAAAUAAAAAAUAACAUAGGAUGAUAACGUACAUAGAUAAUACGUUGAUAUUUUUAUAUAUGUUCAGAGUGUUCUAAAAUGUCGAAAUAUUGCAUUAAAAUCGCAUGUCCGUACGUAUAUAGGGGCUUAGCUAAAACGUAGGUAGGGAAUAAUUUGUAAUUCUUUUCAGAAAUUACAUUUUCAUUAAGCAAGAAAAGUCAAGAAACAUUUCGACUAUAUUGCAACAACGUCGUAUAAAUUUAAUGCAAUAUAGCUGAAAUGGCUUCUUGAUUUUUCUUCUUUAUCGACGCGUCGUUUUGCGCGGUGCGCCUUGCGGGUCUACUGCACUUUCUGCGCCUAAAACAAAAGUGGGUGCCACAGCUGUUUUCUGAUUAUACAAACAAUUUAUCGUAAUUUCGUCAAAGAUAUACGUGCAUGAAUGUUCACGAGUCGCCCGAUAAUUCUGAGAUCCGGAUAAAGAUUGCAGACAGCUGCAACAGCAUCCUGCAAAAUUAUCGUCUGAACUUUAGAAUCAUCCAUAUAGAUGUAAACAAUUGUUAUGCUAACAUUUGUUGAUCGACAUUGAAUAUGACGUGGAAUCCUUUGAAGAAGAACUAUUUGACCCAGAGGCCAACUUCUGCGUCGCCACUUUUGUCUUAUACGGAAGAUAAAGAAUUGGACGUUGUUGUCCAAAAGCUCAUCUAUGUUGAGAGCGCGAUAAGAAAGUUGACCAAGGAGAUGAAGAAAUAUAUAGGAGCUCUGACGAAUCUAGACAGAGCUGAUCAACGAUUAAGUACAAAUCUCAUCAAUUGCGGGCUAGCACAGAAUAAUAAUGAAUGUAGAAAAAUAGUGGAAGAGUACUAUUCUGUUGCUACACAAGUGGGAAAGAACGUUCAGGAAAUCAGCAGCUUGUGCCAUAAGACAUUUAUCGAACCUCUAAAAAAGUUCAGAAAUGAAUUUAUCACCAUUGCUGCAGCGAUAGCAAAGCGUGAGGAACUAGUAGCUACGUGGAAAUACGUGUAUAAUCGUGUAAAAAAAUUACAAGAGAAAAAGGACAGGACUGCGAGCCACAUCGCGAAGCUGGAGAGAGAGCGACGAGCGGAGGAGGCAGCUGCUAAAGAGUUGAAGACUAUACACGCUCAGUUACUCACGGAAUUACCCACGUUUCUCGGGAAAAGAUUGGAAUACAUCAAUCCGAGCAUUCACGCAGUGAUCACGAUACAAUUAAAUUAUUACGGGCACGCGACACAGUUAUACACGCAAUUAAUGCCUAUUCAAUGUUCUUCUGAAUUCACAUCGAGCAUGAUACCUGAGGAGGAACAUCAGCGAAUUAUUAAUACUGAAUUAAAUAGACUGAGAGCGUUAACUAUAGUAAAGGACCAUUGAACAAGUACAACACGUUCCUCUAAAAAUUUCUAAAACUAACAUACAUAGAACAUAU